UAUAUGAUCGACACAGAAAUGGACCAAUCGUGCGUUGACGGGCGGGAUCAUGGAACUUCGAACCGCUCUGCAGCUGCGCAGUGAGCUACUGCGCGCACAGCUGUACACAUUGACCCCAGAGCGUCAGGUGCGGAGGUUUGGACAGAUCAACUCUGAUUCAGUCAUGGAGACUUUGGUGAAGAUUGGCAGGUAGACAUCAGGCUCCCCUUCACCUCAACGAUAUAUUCUGACAUUGUCACAGACACUGACAGCAAGUAAACUGCAGCUGUCCCCUCCUGCAGCCAAACCUGUUUCACCUGCAUACCUCACUGCCUUAAGUUCUCAGUAUGUAUCAGAUCGUCCCGGUGGCUCCAGGGGAGCAGCAGAUGGCGGGGGGAGCUGGUGGUUCUCCACUGAAGAAGAAGCUGGCUCAUGAAGGCCGGCCCCUGGUGAUGGCGGGCAUGUUAGGCUGUGUGCUGGUGCUGGCUGCGGUGGUUGCCUGGUGCUACUACUCAGCGUCGCUCCGUAAAGCCGAAUUGCUGAAGGCCGAACUGUUGGACCUCAACAAGGAUGGUUUUAUCAUUCAUAACCAGGUGGGGGCGCUCAUCUUCAGUAUGACCUUCAGGUCUGGUACUCUGGAUCUGGACUCAUGCUCAAAGGAGGGAAACAUUCUGAGCUGCUCCCAGUCAGAUUCUGGCAAGCUCAACUUCUUCAUCCAGACAGUUCGACCAAAAGACACGGUAAUGUGUUACCGUGUCCGCUGGGAGGAGCUCCAAUAUAAGCGCUUGGUGGAGCACGCCAUGGCCUACAAUGACUCUCAUUGGUACGGAGGGGCGGAAACUGCAACUCAGUACUGGCCUGUCAGGAUGCAGGGUGAGAAGGAACCGCAGCCUUUCAUCACCAGCGAUGUCUACUCAAAUCGGGAUGCUUUUGGGGGAAUCUUGGAGCGCUAUUGGCUGUCUUCAAAUGCGACUGCGAUCAAGAUAAAUGACUCGGUACCGUUUCAUUUGGGCUGGUCAGAGAAGGACAGGACACUCAGGUUCCAGGCCCGAUACAAGGACUCUCCCUUCAGACCACCAGAAGGUCAGCAGGCCUUCCCUGAACUCAGCUACAGAGUGUGUGUGGGGUCGGAUGUCACCUCUAUUCACAAAUACAUGGUGCGUCGGUAUUUCCCAAAGCCCAUCAAGGUCCCUUCUCCUGAAGUGUUCAAACAGCCAUUGUGGUCCACAUGGGCUCUUCACAAAACUGCUAUAACUCAGGAGAAGCUGCUGCGCUACGCCUCUGACAUCACCAAGCAUGGCUUCACAUGCUCCCAUCUGGAGCUGGAUGACCGCUACACGGCCGACUACGGAGAGUUUGACUUCGACCCGCAGAAGUUCCCCAAUGCCAGCGGUAUGUUUGACAAACUCCGAGAGGACGGGUUUCAAGUGUCUCUCUGGACACAUCCGUUUAUCAACUACGACUCCAUUAAUUUCGGUGUCGCUGUGGAGAAAGGACUGUUUGUGCGGGAGCCGAGUGGUGAGCUGCCUGCUCUGGUUCGCUGGUGGAACGGCAUUGGAGGAAUCUUGGACUUCACCAACCCAGAAGCCCGUGAGUGGUAUUCAUCUCACUUGCAAGGGAUCAAAAACCGCUAUGACGUGACAUCAUUCAAGUUCGAUGCAGGAGAGACAAGUUAUCUCCCACGCCAGUUUAGCACCCUGGUCCCACUGUCUGACCCCUCCACCUUCACCCGCCGCUACACGGAGAUGGCCAUCCCGUUCAGUGAGCGUGCAGAGCUGAGGGUGGGUUACCAGAGUCAGGACAUCUCCUGCUUCUUCAGGAUCAUUGACAGAGACUCUGUGUGGGGUUAUGAGCUCGGCCUCAAGUCCAUCAUCCCCACUGUUCUGACGAUUAGCAUUCUGGGCUACCAGUUUGUUUUACCGGAUAUGAUAGGAGGGAACGCAUACCCCAACCGCACCACAGGUGGGUCAGAUGGGAAAAAUGUCCUUCCAGACAGAGAGCUGUACAUCCGAUGGUUGGAGCUGUCUGCUUUCAUGCCUGCCAUGCAGUUCUCUAUACCGCCAUGGGCCUAUGAUGAUGAGGUGGUACAGAUUGCACAGAAGUUCACAGGGCUCCAUGAGUCUCUCGUGGCCCCGAGGGUUCUUGAACUGGCCGGUGAGGUUCUUGAUACAGGAGAUCCAAUUAUAAGGCCCCUCUGGUGGAUCGCCAAUGACGACGAGGCAGCCUAUAAGAUCGACUCCCAGUUCCUGAUCGGGGACGACCUGAUGGUGGCUCCAGUGUUGGAGCCAGGAAAGCAGGAGAGGGACAUCUACCUGCCUGCGGGACGAUGGAGAAGCUACAAGGGGGAACAUUUUGAUAAGGGCCCCAUGUACCUAACUGAUUACCCUGUGGACCUGGACGAGAUCGCUUUCUUUACAUGGGUUCACUGAAGACACUGAAGACAUUCACACACACACACACAUUGUAUGCACAUGUACAUUCUUGUGAGCACACAUGCCAAGAAAAAGCAGGAUGUGUUUGUUUUUCAAAGGGAAAUGACCACUAGGGCAUCUGCUGCUACAGCAGAGUGUGAUUUUUUGGUAAAGAUGAACCCCAUGUCUCGUCCGACCUGCUCUUUCUCCAGACUUCUGCCUGCAGAUUAUAACCGUCGACCCAAAGAAUUAGAAUGAAACUUGUAUUUACUUCUGAUUCUUGUGCUCCAUCCUUAAGCUGAUUCUCAUCCUCAUGUGCCUUCCACAGCCAAUAGUUAAACCGAUCUCAGAUUGUAUUGUCAUCACAGUCUUCCACCACGUAGACAUCUAGAUGACAAAGUUUCCUCUAAGCCCAAAGCUAGAGUGGUUUUAGUUUUAAAGGUGAUGAAGGGUAGAUGAAAUAAUGUGUGACUUUGUUGUGGCUUGGCAGGGUUAGGCACUCAACCGGCAAUAAAUCUGCACUCUGAGUUGGACAGUUGCACUCCUCCUCAGAGGUCGUUUCUAAGUUAAUGUCACCAUAGCAACUGCUGUAUCAUGGAAAACAUUCUCAAGAACCUAUGUUUAAGCUAACGUGCAUUAAUUAGCAUUGCACUGACAACAUGUGACUCUUUUGUCAGUCACUUGAUCUUUAUAUUUAUUAUUCUUUUGAAUAAUGGAUCGUAUUUGAGUGUAUAUACAGGAAAUUCAUGUGACUCUGGGUUUAAAUUAGGGGGGUUCUUGUCAUGAUCGACACUCCUUGACCUGUUGUGCCAUUCUGUCAUUUCAGUGCCAAAAUGUGCUGCUUUCGUCAAAAAAUUAUAAUCACAGCUCAGGGUAGAUAAAAAAGAAAAAACAUUCAUGUUAGAGUUAAUAGAUUUAUUACACUAUUGCUACUGGUUUGCCUCUUAAAACAGGUAUUGUAAAGAUGCCAUAUUCUAACGUGCCGUCCAUGUCUGCCUUGUGACUUUAUUUGCCUUAUCAGCUAAACAAAGCUCUGCCAUCCUUUGCACCGAGAACCAUAGAGCGAUUAAACACUCACCUCUGCACACAGUGAUAUAUGCUUGAUGCGUUGCACCUUAACAUUUUUUAAGCACUAAAACUGCAAAGUACAGGAGGAUCUGCCAUCUGAAAACAUGUUUGUCUGCUCUCACACACUGAUUUAUGGCAUGACAGUAAAGCACACCUGUGGACAAAUUAUCUAAAUGCCUUGCUUGAAAAUAAUUGUUCUGUAUAAGCUAGGGUGUGCAGUUUUCUGUUUUUUGAAAUGUUUCAGUCACUAUACACAAGAUUGCCAUGGGAUUAGAGUAUCUUUAAAAGUCGUAUUAUUGUAGUAUUUUUGUUUGAUGAAUGUUGAAAGAAUUGCUGUAAAUUGGAGGUCUUUGUCUUGCCUUCUUUGCAUUCUUGACACGACCACCAGAUGGUGCCAACAUCACAAAUGUUCAAAUCUCAAACACAGUGACUUUGACUGGUGAAUGACAGUGACAUUUCUUAAAACAAUAAUAAUAUAUGCAUAAUUUGUAAUGAUACUCAUGUUUUGUGGGAGACAUGUCAGUAAACUAGAUUAACUGCUGUAUGAAAAAGUGUCAGAUUAAUAUAAAGGGAUUUUUGUCAGAACACUGAAUAAAUGAUGUGGCCAAUAUUUUA
Epinephelus fuscoguttatus (brown-marbled grouper) is the source of this 4073-nucleotide messenger RNA. Its product is annotated as myogenesis-regulating glycosidase-like. The coding region runs from base 327 to 2408 and encodes 693 amino acids. Gene Ontology annotation, biological process: skeletal muscle fiber development; carbohydrate metabolic process. The record is from RefSeq and is a predicted model, not a curated record. The transcript is spliced from 6 exons. Lineage: Eukaryota; Metazoa; Chordata; Actinopteri; Perciformes; Serranidae. Gene Ontology annotation, molecular function: hydrolase activity, hydrolyzing O-glycosyl compounds.